This is a messenger RNA of Phytophthora sojae, 1238 nucleotides long. RefSeq lists its product as hypothetical. Gene Ontology annotation, molecular function: methionyl-tRNA formyltransferase activity. The record is from RefSeq and is a predicted model, not a curated record. Bases 1 to 1131 code for a protein of 376 amino acids. Gene Ontology annotation, biological process: conversion of methionyl-tRNA to N-formyl-methionyl-tRNA; biosynthetic process. Lineage: Eukaryota; Oomycota; Peronosporomycetes; Peronosporales; Peronosporaceae. The transcript has 7 exons.
AUGUCCUUGGCGCGGCGCCAGGCUGGUCGCGCGUGGUCCUCGGCGGGAAGCCGACGCUUCUCGCUCGCAGCUCCGGGCCAGCUGCCAUACCGCGUUCUGUUCUUCGGCACGGACGACGUGUCGCUCGCCACGCUCAAGGCGCUGCACGCCCACAGCAAUGAGGAGCUGGGCGCUGACCGCCUCGUCGAGCACAUUGCGGUCGUGUGUCCGUCGGACCGCCCCAUGAACGGCCGCAAGAAGGACGAGCCCGUGCCCGUCAAGAAAUUCGCGCAGCGCUGCGGGCUCAAGGUCUUCGACACACCGGCGCACUUGAAGUCGCUCAAGACUUGGAACUUCCCCGUGGCGGACAAAUUCGACGUGGGCGUGGUCGUGUCCUUCGGCUACUUUCUGCACCCGCACAUGCUCAAGAACCUGCACCACGGGGCGAUUAAUAUGCACCCGUCGCUCCUUCCCAAGUACCGGGGUCCUGCGCCGAUCCACCAUGCUCUGCUGAACGGUGACAAGACCACGGGUGUCUCGGUGAUUGAGAUCGACCCGAAAGCUUUCGAUGUGGGGCGCAUUCUACUCCAAGAUCCCUACGAUAUCACGCCCGGCAUCCAGUGUCAGGAGUUGGCAAAGGAGCUCGCUGCAUUCGGAGCGGAUUGCAUCGUGAAGACGCUGGAUGACUUGCCAGCCCGUAAAGGGGCAGCAAUUGUUCAGGAUGAUGCAAUUGCGUGUAAAGCCCCCAAGCUGACGCUCAAGGAUGGGUUUAUUGGCCUCGAUGAGUCUGCCACUGAAAUAUUUCAUCGAUGGCAAGCCCUAAGCAACUCGGUGGGGGUGUGCGUCCAGUUUCGAGAAAAGGUCGUCAAGCUUAUCGAAGUCCGACUCCCGUUGACAGAAGAGUUGCAAUCCGUUGAAGCCGACGAAGCUCGCAAUGGCCCAGCACCAACGGGGACCUUCUUCUUCGAGAAAAAACGCCAGGCGCUCUGGCUGCGGUGUGCCAAGGACUCAUGGUUGCUCAUUACUAAGCUGCAGCAAGCGGAUCGAAAGAUUGGCACCGCCCUGGAUUUCUGCAACGGCUAUCGCCUCAAGAACAUGCAGCGGGAGCACUUCGAGAGAGUGACUGUCGCACCUCUAAACAGCAAACUGUAGAUACAGUGUUGGCAUGCUCGUAUAGUUGGGCAGCAUGAACAGACCCUUUUGUUCGAAUUUGGAGAUAAACGAAGAUGCAGAAUUUUAUCUCGUGAAAGCCAUUGAAC